GCGGAGCGCGGCCGCUGCGGAGCCGUCGGCGGGGGCCGCCGCCAUGGAGGCCGGUGCCGAGCGGGUUUCCAGUCAGGCGGCGGCCGAGGGCGGCGCAGAGGAGGCGGCAGCGCCCGGCGACGGCAGCGGGCCUGGGGGCGGCGAGAGAUACACGGGACAGUUGUACAUGGACCAUCGCCAUGGGAAAGGGAUAUGCUACUGGCCUGAUGGUUCCAAAUUCAUUGGAGCGUUUUAUCUCAGCCACGUAGAAGGCUAUGGGACUUGGGAAUGGAAGGACGGCAGAAAAUUUCAGGGGCUGUACAAAUCUGAUGAGCGAUUUGGACCGGGAAUUGAGAGCUAUCCAGAUGGCUGUCAGGAUGUUGGCUUGUGGCUGAGGAAUCAUCUAAUUAAACUGUGUACUGAAGUACCUGGUUAUUUUUCUGUCUCGGAUCAUCCAGAACACUUCAGAUAUGUUGAUGCCAGUUCUCAAAGGAAGUAUAUUUCUGUUGAGGGGGACCCAUUUCUCCGUAGCUAUAAACGUCUCCCCUUUGAUGACAAGGAUAUUUUGCCUGAAGGAGUUUUUGCCUAUUCCCAUAACACAGAUCAUCUUACUUUGACUUGCACCUUUCUGAAAGAGUGUGAUGCUUCAUAUUUUCAGAAUACCUCCAAGCUGCCUGAGGAAGAACCUUGGCCUGUUGCAAAUGUAACCCCCUUACUGGUCAGAAUGCAGAUGCAUGUUUAUAAGCACAGGUUCUGUGAAGCAGAGUUUACUUCAGACGUCAACUUCAUUCUCAGUGGAGUCCGCAGUACUUAUGGGCCUCCAGGCCCCAAAGAACUUGCCUCAGAGCAGUUAAUUCAGAAAGCGGCAAAAGGAGACUUUGAUGGGGUCUAUACGAUUCUGAGGGAUGAGCUUGCUCAUCCGGACGUAGCAGACAAACAUGGAUACACAGCACUUGCUGCUGCCGCUGUUAAUUCCCACAACGAUAUUGUCAAUCUUCUUCUCGAUAGUGGAGCUGAUGUGAAUAAGUGUAGUGAUGAAGGAUUAUCUGCUCUCUCCAUGUGCUUUAUUCUGUAUUAUCCAGCAGAAUCUUUUAAGGGUAAUAUUGCUGAGAGGAACUUGCACAGCUGCAAGCAGAACGAACAAUCAGAACCGUCAGAAACAGCUAAUGUGUCUGAAGGCGUAAUCUCAGAACAGCAGAAGAGAUGGGCAACAAUCCAGCUGCUGCUUCACCGAGGUGCAGAUCCCAAUGCAUGCUGGAUACCAGCACCCCUUCUCUUCCUUGCCGUUAAAGCUGCAGAUGCAGAAGCAGUGAAACUCCUCUUAGAAAGGGGAGCCAGGACUGAUGUGCGGCUUCCAUCCAAGUUUGGGGGUUUAACCCCUCUCCACAUAGCUGUAUCUAUUCCUGGGGAGGAAGGAGUCCAGAUAACACAGUACCUCCUGCAUUCUGCACCAGAUCUUGAUGCAAGGGCAGAAGAUGGAAAUGAGGUAUAUGGUCCAGACCAGGUUCCUCUGCCUCAAACCAGAGAAACCCAGUUGUCCCGUGGUGUCACUGUGCACCUGAAGAAUGAAGCAGGACCACCAAAAGGGUACUUCUCCUCCUAUUUUGGUCCUGUUCCAGAAGAAGGUGGAAGGAGUGCAUUGCAUAUUGCAUGCGAAAGAGAGGAUAACUGUGAGCAUUCCAGAGAUGUUAUCCGCCUCCUUUUAAUGCAUAAGGCAAAUCCAAACACACUGUGGAGUGGCCAUUCACCACUUUCCUUAGCAAUCGCCAGUGGGAAUGAUUUGGCAGUGGUCGAACUCCUCAAACAUGGGGCUGAUCCAAAUCUGCCAUUAAGCAGAGCAGUAAGAAGUGCCCUCUGUACAGCUGUCAGUACCACAUAUGAACAGAAGAGAACAAAAGCACAGAGGAUUGCUUUGGUUGAUAAGCUGCUUGAAGCUGGCGCGGAUAUCCUUGCACCAGUUACUCUUAGGGAAGGACAGCAAAAAGCAGUGGGAACAGCUGUCGACUAUGCCUAUUUUGAAUAUUUUCAGGAUAGGAGAAUUGCUCACACACCAUACGAUGUACUGACAGCAUCUGAGCGGGAGAUUUUUCAAAAACGCCAAUCACUGAUGGAACACAUUACUGGGAAGCUCCGUGAGCGUGUCAUCCUGAAAGAGAAAGAAUGGAAUCAGGAAGAGCUGCGAAGAUCCAAGAAAUUGGAUUCAAAUAUUCGUACAUCUGCUUCAAAGAAGAAAUCGGGGAGCCAUCAUGCGAAAGAAGUGAGGACACCGUUUUUUAAAUACUGCUAUCAGUGCGGACGUUCUGUUGGUGUUCAGCUGACAUCUUGCAUUCAUUGCCAUGAAAUCUUCACUUGCAGUGAAGCUUGCAGAAGGAAAUCCUGGAAGGAGCGGCAUAGGCAUGAGUGUUCGGGAUUGCUGGUCAGUUUCAAGAGAGAAGAAUCUUUCAGGUGAGCACAGAACAAAAGGAAGAUGCUCCUGAAGACUAAUGUUCAUUACUGAAAUCAUAAAUAUACAACUUUCCAAGCUGAAGAACCUCAAUACAUCUAACAAGCUAGGAGGAACGGGGCUUUCAGUACAAACUUUACCUCUAUCUGCAUAUUAGAAUAGAAAUCUACGAGAUUUCUGACCUUUGUGCAUUGAAUCAUUGAUACCACCCUACUGUGGUUCAGGUAAACUGCAGCAUUUGUCAUUGACAAAAAAAAGGACAUUAUACACGUUAUACACAUGCACACACUACACAGCAGUAGAAGACUGGCAUAGUGGAUUUAUACAAGAAAUUAAAGUGCUGUCACCAUAUGAGAUGCUCGCAUAUGAGCCACAAUGAGGAAUCUGAAAUGUGAAGAUAAAUAAGGAACUGCUGCCAUUCUGAGGCUGAUCUGUCUUUUAGUGGCUGUCCAGCCACUAAAAAGUCGGUCCAGGAUGGGUCUUUUAAAUCUGGGUACUUGUAAAACCUGUGAAGGGAGUGAGGCCUGUCCAACUGGAGAUGAUUUAUAUGAAGCAUACAUGCUUAUCCGUAUGGGUUCUAAACAUCUUCUAGCGGUUUUCCCAAGAUAAGAUAUCAGUGGUGUACUUCCCAGAUUAUAUGGGAAUAAAUGAAACUGUUCUUAAUAACGGGAGAUUUCCCUUGCACCUUAAUCAAGUGCUUUUUCUUCUUCCUGUUCCUUUCAUAAAGUUUUGUUACACUCCUGCAUAUAAUUAAAGCUUUUGAGUUUCACUCUUUUCUGGAAGCUACCUUUCACCCACUUACACACUUCUGCUUUUACAGCAUUUGAUGUAUGAGAACUGCAACACGUGUAUACAGAACACUCUGUUUUUACUACUAUUUUUUCAUAUGUUUGGGAUGGAAAUGGGAACAGACUUAGAAAGGGAAGUCCUGAAGACUGUGAAUCGGAACCACUAGAAAACAAUAAAAAUGAUCUGGGGGAAUGGUAGAGGCUUCUGGAAAAACGGCACGGUGCAUGCCACAGAAGGGUAACCAACCAGCUUGAGUUCGGUCAGACUCUGUCUUUAAGCACACAGUGUGUUGCUGACUGUCCUGCACCCUGACAGGCAUGCUGACUUCUCUAAGCAACCAUCAUGGGCCAGUCAAAGCAGGACACUGGAAUGGAGACAAAGUAGCAGCUACUCCACUCAGCUUAAUUUUUGCAUCAUCCUCAAAGUGAUAGAGAAGAAUAAUGAAGUGAUAAUAAAAAAACAUGUUCGGAGCAGAAUGUGCCUUGAUAGAUGCUGCAGAAGCAGCAAAUAAAGCUGAAGGGCACAGGUCAGAUCUGAUAAAUUAUAGCCCAACCCACAGACAGCAGAGAUUUUACCACUUUAAUGGCAAUAUAUUGCUUAUUUAUGUUAAAAGAUUUGACUUGAGAAAAGAUUAGGAAUUUUCCUAAAAUAUGAAAGGAUCAGAUAUCUGAUAAAACUCCUAGACCAAUGAGGCAUUUGAGCUUGUUUGACUAAUGAAAUCAAUAUAUACAUACCUUCCAGUGAAAAUGUCUUUGCUCACAAGGUGUUCCUUAGUCAAAUUGUUUUCAAUGGUUAAUCCAUUCUGGAACUACUGACAGAUGAAAGAAUCCUUGAUGUGUGUAUUUCAAGUCAUGCUAUUUAUUUUCUUGAAACCAAAAUGAAAGACUGAGCUUCUAAAGAUAGAGCCUGGCAGAAGCACUUACUGCUUAAAUGGCAUUGUCCUUCCCUUUUGCUUUUGAACAUCUGAGCAACUCAGUAGUUAGAGCUUGGGUGAGUGAGGUGUUGAGUCUUCACUGCUGAAUUGUGACUGUUAACAGCUGCCAUCCAUAUCUUCCUCUUCAAAACUCUUCCUGUUUUCUGGAGUUCUAGUUCCUCACUUUUGUUUACAUGAACA
Messenger RNA from Dromaius novaehollandiae (emu), 4325 nucleotides. Its product is annotated as ankyrin repeat and MYND domain-containing protein 1-like. Lineage: Eukaryota; Metazoa; Chordata; Aves; Casuariiformes; Dromaiidae. The coding region runs from base 44 to 2428 and encodes 794 amino acids. Gene Ontology annotation, molecular function: protein binding. The transcript has 16 exons. The record is from RefSeq and is a predicted model, not a curated record.